AUGUUUCGAUAUUCUAUUAUUAACCAUUGUCGAUGGUCAGUUUUAUCAUCAUUAAUUUCUCGUCAUUCCAGUAAAAAUUAUUCACCAACAUUGAAAAAGAAUUUUGAUAAAAAAACUUUCGAUUAUUUUUAUACACGUCGUUUGAAAAUAUUUCAUGAUAAUCAACAACAAAUGUCCAAUCAUAUACGUACACAUCUUGAGUCACUAUUAAAAACUUCAUCGAUUAUUACUAAUCUUAAUGAUUUAAAUACUAGAAAUACAAUGAAAAAUUUUUCACAAACUUUAACAAUAGAACAAUUUAAUGAUCUAUUAUUUUUUGCUUAUGAACAUAAUAUUAAACUUGAUUUUUUAAUCAAACGUUUAAUUGAAUGUUUAAUACCAAUGAAUAAAACGAUAUCUUCAAAUUUAUUUAUUGAAUUUAUUAAUCUACUUGUUCUUCAUCAACAAAAAUAUUAUGAUUAUCAAACAAAAAAUCCAAAUAAAAUCUUAGAAAAUAUUAUUUCAAGCUUUGAAUUUAAUUUAACCGAUGAACAAAUUAAAAAUAUUUCAUUAAUUGAUCUUAGUCUACUUUGCUCGGCUAUGUAUCGUUUACAAAUGCCAUUAAAAAAUCAAAAUUUACUCGAUUAUAUUGGUCAAUAUUUAAUAAAUGAUGAGAAGAAGAAAAUACUUUCAGCUGUUGAUAAACAAAAUUUUAUUAAAAUUUUAACUUUAUCAAAUUAUGGAAAAAUUUCUAUAGCGAAUUCGUUAACCAAUCGUUUUAAUCAAUCAUUUGAACAACAUAGAAAAUUAAAAUUAAAUACGUUUAGUUAUGAAAUUGUUCGAAUGACAAUGCGUAUUGGAAUUUAUUUAUUAACAUUUCGUUUUUAUUCAAAAGAUUUUUUUCAUAAUUGUUUAAAACUAAUUGAAUUCGAAUCAAAUUCAUCAUCAACAUUAUAUCGAGCAAAAGAUAUGAUACAAAUAAUGAAUACAUUGAUUUAUAUGGGUUAUAUUAAAAAAAAUAAUAUCAAAUAUAUGAAUUUAAUUUAUGUACAUGAUAAAAUGAAACAAUUUGAACAAAAACCAGAACGUCUUGUUGAUGUUCUAGCACCAUUGGCAAUGAUUGGAGAAUUUCCUGAAGAUUUAUUAGAAAAACUUUUUGCAAAAGAAAAUUUAAAUCAAUUAUCAGAAUCUCGGAUGAAAGAAAAGUUAUUCUUUAUAUCUCAAUCACAUAAACUACUUUGUUCUCCACAAAGACCAUAUCUUGAUCAGAUGUAUCUUGAUUCAUUACCACGUCAUUUAUAUGGUUCUUGGGAAAUAGAAAAACGUAAACGACCCUAUUUUUCUAUUGUUAUGCAACGAUUAUUAGAAUGUGUACCUAAUCGAUAUUAUGUAAAAAGUGCUUUUAUUUUAAAACAUUUCAAAAGUCCUGAUAUUAUCAUUCAUUUAAAUACUAAUCAACAACCACAGAUCAUACCAAAUGAAACGAAGAAAAGUCUUCAAUCCUUCGAUAAAAAUGAAGAUAAUGGUUCAAUGUAUGCACUCGAAGUACUUUGUGAAGAGGAAUUAUGUGCAAAUGAUCCAUUACGACCACUUGGUUUAUUCUAUGCUAAAGCUCGUCAAUUACAAAAACUGAAUUAUAUACCUGUGAUUAUCUAUCCAAGCGAUUCUUUACAUCAAGUAAAAACGAAGGAAGAAAUAUUUAAAUGGAUUGUGAAACGUGCGCAAGCAACAGAAUUGUUAUUAAAUGAGAACUAG
Molecule: messenger RNA, 1734 nt
Organism: Adineta steineri
Lineage: Eukaryota; Metazoa; Rotifera; Eurotatoria; Adinetida; Adinetidae
Source: the annotation of a GenBank genome assembly